UAACUGUAAUAUCAGCGAAACUUUUGAUGGUGGCAGUGUGGGAGGAAGAUGCUCUGCGAAAAAGAUGUCUGUGUGCGUGCAGCGUAAACAAUGUAACUUCAUCUGGCUGCUAGCUAACGUUAGCCCGUGAACAAAAGAGAGCACGCCUCCAUAUGUUAACUAGCUAGUCUUGGUGACUUAACGUUGGUCAUUAUCAACAAGACCGGCUGGUAUUUAUUUUCAUCCGCGGCGCUCUGUAUUGCUGAUGGGCACCAUGGAUCCACACCAGCGUGGUUGCGGUACCUGCUACCUGGCUAUCGGCUAACAUCGCAGCUUAAGAACCGUACUGGAUGGAGUCAAAUAAUCAUUUCAACUAUGGCACCCACUCCUCAGCAAACUCAGGACUGAAACUCUCCUCAGGGGAUUCUCUUUAUACUAACGGCUCCUCCAUGAGUUUUCCUCAGCAGGGGAAGAAUAUGAAUGGCGAAAUGAAUGUGAAUGGCAUCACUACUGUACUUGGGUCCGGUGUGCCUGGUUCCCACCCACCAACAGCUCCUUACCCACACAUGAGCAACCACCACCAGAGCAGCGUGGGCUAUGACUACCUGUGGGGAGGACACCCUCAGUAUAGUCCAGCCAUGGGCACCUCUCCUGGGCAUGGGAUGCACCAGAAGCAGCCUACAUCUGGAAUGGUGCAGCCUCAGUCACAGCACCACUUCCAGGGUCAUGGACAGUACCAACUGAAUGGGGGUAUUGAAAGCUCCCACCAGCCCCCUGUGGCAGGCCCACCGAACAUGCCUCUUACUGGGAGUCAGUACUGGAACAGGAGUAACCCUGGCCCACAGCAGAUAAGUUAUAAUUCCCACAAUAUGUAUGGGACCUACCAGAGUCAGGCACAUCCUGGAAUUACACCAUCACAGCAUCACCAGCAGCAGUCCUUACAACCACCCCAGCAUCAACCGUCACAGCAGCACCUCCACUCCCACCGUAACCCACACCACCACCACCAGCAGCACCAGCAACCACCACAGCAUUAUGGCAUGAUGCCUAAUGGGAUGCCCUAUUACCAGCAUCAACCCCAGCACCCGUCCCUGCCAUCUCCCCAGCAGCAGCAGCAGCAGCAGCCACCACAGCAGUCUCAGCCCCAAGGCCAGGCUCAGAUGAUGCCCCCAGCUGCCCAGAGUUUUACUCCGCCACGUGGCAGCCCACAGCAUCACAGUUUAGGCAGAGGAAGCACUGGCAGCCCUCUCCCUGUACCAAUGCCCUCAGCACCAGUGAUGUCACCCUCAACGGUGCAUGAUAGUGGAUCACCUAAGGGCCACAACAGGGAACGGAGCCCCCAUGCUAGCAAUGUGGGACUAUCUACUGUCAUGCAAGGACAUACAAGUGAAGGUGUCAAGGAGGGAGACACAAGCUAUAAUGGUAUGGAAAGGGCACCUGAUGCCCACAGGCUAACCAAAAGUGACAAUUACCAACCCAAACCUGUGGGUCCUACGAGUGAUUAUCGUCAGCAUUCUGAACAGCCAGCAGCUCAGCAUCCAGAAAUGACUUCCCCUGUCAGAGAGCCAGCCAUGAAUACACCUCCCCAGUCUGUGUCAUCUCAGCUCUCUGCAUCUACAUCGCCUGCAGCAAUGUCAACGUCUCUUACUAAGGCUUCAACACCUCCUUGGGUCCCUGCAGCUACUGCUUCCUCUGAGUCUCCCACAUCUGCCCCUGGACCCCCUAUAGUUUCACCCCCUGGUGUAGAAUCUACUCCACCACAAAUCUCAACACCUCCCAAUGUGUCCCCUGCUUCAUGUCCAGCGGCUCCUCCCAGACUUUCCUCACCUCAUCUAAUGAUGCAAGGCCUCAGGCCUCCCACUUCUGCUGUGACUGAAGUAUCCCCUGCUGAAUCCAAGCAUCUGUCAGUGAGAUCUUCUUCUUCCUCCUCCCUGCCUGCAUCUCCUCCAGUGACGUCUACACCUCUUGCUUCAACUGACAGUGUAUCUAGACCUGUAGGAUUUUCUUCAGUCUCUUCUCUAUCGGAGACUGUGGUCCAUCAAACCAAGUCUUCAUUGCCUCCUACAGCUUCUGGGCCUAGUUCCACUGUCUCCCCUCCUGCCAAUGUGUCCACGUCUUCUUACUCAGUGUCUGCGCCCAUCUCGUCUCUUCAACAGAUGGUCCAAGGGUCCACGUCACCUCUGACAUCUUGCUUUCCUGAUACAUCUGGAGUUCGGCAUGAUAGACCUGGACCCCCAAAAUUAAUAUCUUCUACUUCAUCUGUGGGUACAAAAUCCUUAUUUGCUGGUGUACCUCCACCUCUACUGUCAAAAAUGUGCAGUAAGACUAGUGACCCAGUGCCCACACCCCAGCGUCAGACAUAUACUCCUCCAGCGGCUGAUUCUGACAUACCUUCCCUAGCACCCCAUGAAAGUCCUACAGUCCGAACUCUGUCUACCCUACCUCUUCUAACCACUCAAGCCUCCAGGACUGCACCUGUGUCUGCCCCUCCUGCCUUGGUGUCUGUGCCUCCUGCAUUGGGUAUGUCUUCUGGAGUGGUCUGUAGUUCUGAUUCUGAGCAGCAUCCUCCUAACACCACUCCUCCUCAUGCACUAAAGCAGUUGUCGCCCAAGCCAGAGCACUAUGGUCAUAGUGGGGAUAGGAAAGCAUUGGCUACUAAAAGAAACGGAAAACCAGAGGAACACCCCUCUCAGCUUGAUUCGUGCAUGAAAAGGACAUCACAGAAGGUAGAAGCUAAUGAGACUAAUAAAUCUGAAAUUCGCUCACCCAGAUCCCUCACUGAUCUUCCUGGGAAAUCCUUGCAGACCGCAGUCGCUCCUGAUCAAAAGCCCAAGAAUAAACAGACAGAUUCUGAAAGGCACCACAUGCAAAGCAGUGUCAUCUGUGAGGCAGAGGACUCCACGGUGGAGCAUACUCCGCUCAGAAAGUCCUCACAUCUCCACAGCGCAAGGGUAGAACAUCUGACCGAUGAAGAAAGUUUUGAUGAUACUUCACAUACAGCUUCUCUGUUUGAUGGCAAUUCAAUGUUUGACACCCCCUCUAGAAUUGAUGUGAGCUCUAUCUUGGGAAAGACCCCUCUUUUAGAUGGCAAUAGCUCAUGCGGAGAUGACUCCCCUCACUUUGACGACAGCUUUCACCUGAGAGAGGACACUUCUCGGUUUGACAGCACUUCCCAAGAAGAAGAACAGCAAUGUGCGGCGUUUGAGACGACCCUAGAUAGCAGUUCCUCUGUGGAAGACUCCAGAGAUGACAAGUUGGACUCCACCAGGGAAGGGGAAACGUCUGAGGCAGAAGAGACCAAGGACAGCUUCCAAAUCACAGGAAAGUCUUCCCUGAACAACACCUCUCAGAUAGAAGAGUCCUCUGUCGACUCAAGUGACGUGUCCAACUCCCGCUUCUUUGUGCCGUCUCAGCCAGCUUGUCAAGGACCUGAAGCAGAGUGGGAGUCCAGAGGACAGGAUACACCAGACUCGGCUGGACGCAUCAGCAUUAAGGCCACUGUUAAUGAGACAAUGACUCCCCCCAGCUUCAAGAUGAGAGAUGAGAAUUUCAUCGCCUUCAGUACACCAGCAGAGGGCCCUGCUGUACACCCACUCCAACCAGUAACUGAUCUGAUUGUGUCAGCUACUGGAGAACAGAAAUCCCCAGUGAAACCACGCAAACCUCGAGCUCCAAAGGCAAUAUGGAUUAAAACCCCAGCUCCUGAGGAGGCCCAGCGGAAGCCUCGAGUUCGAACCCCUAAAGUGGAUAAGACAAAGACUGAUGAAGAGGGAGGCCUUACAGGAGAGGUGGCCAAGGGCAGAAAGAGGAAGGCGUCUGUCAAGGUGGAUGUUAAAGAAACGUCAGCUGUAUGUGGAGAGGCUGAGCACACAGGAGAGGUUGAUCCAAUCACAGCGACAAUUGAAGCUGUUCUAGCCAAUGCUUCAUCUGUUAACACAGCAGUUGAGAAACCCAAGAAGGUGAAAAGGGCCAAGAAACAGGACCAAGAUGGAAACUUGGCAAAGACGCCUAAACAAGAUGCCGAAAAAACAGCUGAUGAUGAAAAUGAUGACGACAGCUCCACUGCAGGUGAAUCUAACAGACGGAGGGUUGCAACUGAGGAGCAGGUCCAGUUCCCACUGCGACAUGGUUGGAAGAGGGAGAUUCGUGUGAAGAAAAUGGAGAGCCGCAUGAAGGGCGAAACCUGGUAUUACACACCUUGUGGAAGGAGGAUGAAGCAGUUCCCGGAAAUAAUCAAGUACUUGAAGAGACACACGGACAGUGUGGUCACCAGAGAACACUUCAGUUUCAGCCCACGCAUGCCUGUUGGAGAUUUUUAUGAAGAAAGAGAAAGUUCUGAGGGUAUGAAGUGGGUCCUCUUGGCUAACGAGGAGGUUCCCUCCAUGAUCAUGGCCAUUACUGGCCGGCGAGGUCGACCUCCAAACCCUGAUAAAGAGAAACCUCGCAGAGUUCGUAGCCUGAAGGGAGGGCAGGCCCGCCGCCCCGGUCGACCUCCCAAACCCAAGAUGAUAGACCUCCUUAGCAAAGUUGACGCUAAGCUUUUGAAGCGACUUGAGGCCAAGGAAGCUCUCACAGAGGAGGAAAAGGAGAAACUAGCAAAAAUCAAAAAGAAAAUGAAGAGAAAGGCAAGAAUGAAGAGAAGGGAGGAUGUGAAGGCUAAGAAGAUGAAAGAGGCGAAAAAGAAAGCCAAGCUUGAGCAAGAAGCCAAGGACCUAGAGCUGAAGGCUGAACCAACCGACCCGACAGCCCCACAGGUCGCACAGCCAGCGUCAGGGUCUGCUGCAGAGCCCAAGAAGCCUGGCCGCAGGAGGUCAGUCAAGGUUGAGGCUCCUCCGCCAAUACAGCAGACUGAUGAGGAGAGGAUAGCCCAGGGUAAGCGGGUGCUGGGUGCUCGGAGUAAAGCCAAGGCUCUGGCUAAAGCCCAGGCUGAGGCAGAGGCAGCAGCUCAGGCUGCUAUGGCAGCAAAGAGGGCAGCAGAGAGGAGGGCGCAGGCCCAGAGGCGCCUGGAGGAGCGGAAGAGGCAGCAGUUGAUCGCAGAAGAACUGAAGAAGCCCACAGAGGACAUGUGUCUUACUGACCACAAACCCCUGCCAGAGCUGUCCCGUAUCCCUGGUGUGGUUCUUUCUGGCACGGCGUUUGCACACUGCCUGGCUGUGGUUGAGUUCUUACAUGGCUAUGGAAAAUUGAUUGGUCUCAAUGUACCCAAGGACAUCCCCAGCCUCGCUACCCUGCAGGAGGGCCUCCUGGGCCUGGGCGACAGCCAAGGAGAGGUCCAGGACCUAGUGAUAAAGUUGGUGGAGGCUGCACUCCAUGAUCCAGGCCUGCCAUCAUUUUAUCAGUCAAUAAAGAUUCUGGGGGAAAAGCUGGUUGAGAUAGAGCUGACCCGCAGCACAGUCUCGGAAGUGCUUCGCAUCUUUUUGGAAUCUCAUGCUUAUGAUACAGAAGUGUGCAAUACAAUGAGGACCAAAACGUUCCACGCCCUGCCUCCUGACACCAAGGCAGCCAUUCUGGGUUUCCUGGUGCAAGAGCUCAAUAGCAGCAACAUUGUGACAAGUGACAUUGACAACACAUUGGAAAACAUGGCAACUUACAGGAAGAACAAGUGGAUCAUUGAGGGGAAGUUACGCAAACUGAAGGCGGCACUAGCGCGUCGUACAGGACGCUCAGAGGAAGAGCUGUGUUUUGAGGAGAGGCGGCGCAGUGCCAGAGUGGCUGAGGAAGAGAACCUCAGUAUGGAGGAGAAUGGCCUACCUGUGGAGAGAGGCAACCGCCGCGCACGCAAAGAAGAGCCCAAACUCAGUGACAGUGAGAGCCCAUCCACUGCUAGCAUUCCAGAGCUUGAAAGGCAGAUAGAUAAGCUAACCAAGAGGCAAGCAUUUUUCCGUAAAAAGCUGCUACAGUCGUCUCAUUCAAUGCGGGCCACAUUGCUAGGCCAGGACCGUUACCGGCGCAGAUACCUGGCUCUACCUCACCUCGGAGGAAUUCUGGUCGAGGGACCAGAAGAGCUGUUGACUUCUGGAGAUGUCCAUGUAGCUGAGGUUCCUGUCACCUUCCUCAAAAAGGAGCCCAAAGUUGAGGAGACCCCCAUGCCUACCACUCCCACUCUACCUUCCUCUCCUUCCUCUGCUAACCCUGCCCAGGCCCAGACCUCGUCUCCAGAGGAGGAUCCCCUCCCUGGCACUGCGUCCCUCAUGAGCAUGCCAAGAGGACGAGGACGCCCCCGAAAAAUCAAACCAGAAGUGGAGCUUCACCUCCGCACAGCAAAGAUUCGCCGUCGGCGUCGAAGUAGCGUCAGAUCUGGGGGUGACGAAGGGCCGGGAUCACCCAACAGUGCCACACAAGACCUCACACAGGCUGCUUUCCAGAGCUGGCUCAGCCAGUCACAGGAAACCAUGACCAACGGUGCGUGCUCUGCAGCAGGGGACGCUCCAGAUGGUAAUCGACCAGAGGAGAGUGUGAAGGAAAUGGCAGAGAAACAGGGACAGUGGUUUAACCUGCUCCCCAAACAACCGUGUGACGAUAACUCUCUGACAGAGGCCCAGAUACCCACCCCACCUCCUAAACUCCUCCCUCAGAUCCCGAGUGCUCUGCCCGCGCUCGCUGCUCCACUCCUGCAGCCGGACCCGCUCUUUCCUGGCCUGGCUACUGCUGACCCUGUAACCUCUGCAACACCACAGGACAUUCCCCCUUCUGAUAAUGCCCCACCAGCACCCCCCCCGCUUCUCCCUGCUCCCAUUCUUGCUGCCACUCCUGCUCCGGCUACCCCCGCCAGGCCAGGUCGCCGGCGGAGGAGAGGUAGCAGAGGCAGCAGUCCUGCCCGCAGAGGGCCAAGGGGGGCUGCAGCCAAGCGCCGUGGCCGACCUCCCAAUGCUGUGUUUCAAGAGCUCGAGCAGCAGUACUUCACACAACUGGUGGUGAAGCCCAUACCAGCAUCAAUGGUGCGUGGCUGGUGGUGGAUCAAGAGUCCAGAUGAACUGUAUAGCACCUUACAGGCCCUCCAUCCAAGGGGCAUCAGGGAGAAGGUGCUCCAUAAGCAUUUGGCCAAACACAUGGAGAGCUUAGCUGAGAUGUGCACGAAACCUGUCGAUGACCCAAUAUUUGAGUUGAAGGUAGAAGAGAAGGAUGUGCUAAUGGAGGCUCUGCAGCAGCCCUGGCAAGUGCAGGAGAAAGCAAUGGAGACUGACAUCAACUCCCUGAAGUGGGUGGAGGACCUGGAGCAGCGGGUGAUUGCCGCUGACCUCCAUCUCAAGGCACUUCCUCAGAUUGCAAUGAAUGAUGCUGAAUCAAACACAGAGACAUCUGUGGCGGAAUUUCAGCCCUACACAAUCCCAGAUCCAGACUCCACACGUGAUGACCUUCAAUACUACGAACAUGACGCAGACCCUCAAGAUGACUGGAUUGUGCGAACUAAGAAGGAGUGGUCUGGCCUGCCACGUAUCGCCACACACCCGGUGGACUUGGCUGUGCUGCGCUUGGCCAACCUUGAGCGAAACAUUGAAAGGCGAUAUCUAAAGGAGCCGCUCUGGAACCCAGCCGAAGUGAUGCGCCUCGCUCCUCUCACCCCUACUCCAGGAGAAGAGCAUCCCAUGGAUGUCUUCAGUUUGGAAAGUGAGAUCACGUCUCGACUGCGAACGUGGCGGCAGGCUCUGGAUCGCUGCCGCAGUGCUCCCCAGGUCUGUCUGUGUUUACUUCAGCUGGAGAAGGCCAUUGCCUGGGAGAGAUCUGUGACUAAAGUGACUUGCCAGGUUUGCAGGAAGGGAGACAAUGAUGAUUGCCUGUUGCUAUGUGACAGCUGUGAUCGUGGCUGCCACAUGUACUGCCUAAGGCCCAAAAUCACCCAGGUGCCAGAGGGAGACUGGUUUUGUCCCACCUGCGUUGCCCAGGAGAAAGGUGAUUCACCGCGCUCGUGCAAAAAGAGGACCAGGGUGAAGAAGAGAAGAUAUGAAGACGAUAGCUCUGAAGAUGAGACGACAACGCGACGUAGUGGCGGCAUGGCAACACGGUACAAGGAGAUUGUUUCGCCCUCUUCAUCUUCCCGUAACUCUGGAGACGGAGGCGCCACUAAACGUCGUCGCAUGACAACCCGCAACCAGCCGGACCUCACCUUCUGCGAGAUCAUUCUAAUGGAGAUGGAAGCGCAUGCCGAUGCCUGGCCAUUCCUUGAACCCGUCAACCCCCGAUUGGUUCCAGGCUACCGCCGCAUCAUCAAGAACCCCAUGGACUUCCUCACCAUGAGAGAAAGACUGCUUCAGGGAGGGUACUGCAGCUGUGAGGAGUUUGCAGCAGAUGCUCACCUCGUCUUCAACAACUGCGAGCUGUUCAAUGAAGACACGUCGGAGGUGGGAGUGGCUGGACACUCCAUGAGGCGUUUCUUUGAGAGCCGCUGGGCGGAGUUCUACUCGAAUAAGGACAAAUAGGAGCAUGCGGCGUUCCCCCUGAUGGUGGGGCUGUAUACUGUUGGUGCUUCCACCGUCCCAGUCACACACUCUCCAUUACCGCUAAGACUGUCUGGAGGUUCUUCCAGCUAUGUGUAUUCUCAUGUAUAGAUAUAUAUGUAUAGAUUUUGGCUAUUUGUCUGUUAUCGUUUCCUCCACCGGCCUAAUCUUUUCCAGGCCCACAGCUGAACUGGCUUGACCUUGUACCCAUUCCCCGUAACAGAGUGAGAACAUGUCUCUCUUCACUUUUCCUUCCCCCACUCGUGUCUCCUCAUCAUCACCUCGGCACAUCAGCUCCUGUUUGCGUUCUGCUGUCACAUCCUCUCACAAGCCCCAUGUCGUAGCGAGGCCUUUGGUCAAGCCCUGCUGUGGGGCGACACAGCCUCAGGCUCACAAUGAAGGUCAGGGACUGAUCACACUAUUGCAGCUUAAGUGCUGCACACUGGACCUGAUUAGCACCGCUAAAUGACAAAAUGGAUCUCAACAAACUCUUCACUGAGCUUGGGCCAUUUCUUACCUGUUCAAUGGAAACGUAAUGUAACGUGGUCUUAUGCCUAGAAGUAAUUUUUUUGCUCAAUAUAUUUUUAUUAUAUAUUCUAUAUAUAAAUAUAUAUAAAGAUUACAAUAGCUGGGAUUAUUUAAUAGCAAUAGCUUGUAGUGAACGUGUACAGAUUACCUUAUAGAGAUGUCUAGACGAUUUAUGAAAAGGCCAGUUAAACUAAAAGGAAUCUGUCCUUGGACUGUCACGAGUAGACGUUUGUAUAACCUCCACUUAAAGUCUUGGACGCACACAUUCACACUUUUCACCAACACACACACAAACAUGCACACGAUUUCACACACAUACCCACCUUCUGCUGCUGUGUGAAAGACACUGGUUUCUGAAACUGGAGGAUAGGGGUUUUUUUUUUUUUUUUUUUAUAUAUAUAAAGUGUGUCAGUCGGACUGAGCUCAGACUCUUAUAUUUCACUGUCCCUUUUGUUGAGAGUAAAUAAUCCAGUAGUUACACCGCAUCUGUGUCACAGACUAUACAAGUGAAAGGAUGCUCCUACAACACACAGCUCGCAUUGAAAUGUUGCUCUUGUAUAGUACAAAAUUGCCCCAGGUGAAGAUUGUGUUUGCAGCUUCAAAACUGCAACUGACGCAUGUUAAUCUGUGAAUCUGGAAGUGGUUAUGUGCGAGGCUAAAAUCCCCUCCAUUUUAAAGGCUAGAAUUGCAAAGGAGCUUUGAUAAUAAGGUACUAGGCACAUUCCUGCCUGGUUUUGUCUUACAUUCCUUUUUAUUGAUUUAUGUGCUGUACAAGGGCCCAUGUACGAUGUUGCGCGGCAUGACUGGCGUGCUCUGAAGGCGACGGGAUGAUUCCACUGUCCGGGUUUUAUUUAAACAUGUUUCUUACACUGAACUCAAAUCUGUUGAUAGGAAGUAAACUUUGAUGUUCCUUAUUACACUUGAGGGACAGAUGUUUUUUCAAAAAAAAGAAGAAAAAAAAACACACGAAAACCAAAUGUGGUGUUAAGUGAAUUUUUAAUAAUGUACAGUUUUGGUGACUUUAAAUUUGUUCCUUUAUAUUUUUAGGACCAAUUCAUCAUUUUUAAGAGGAGGUAUUACAAGAUGUUGUAUUAAGGUGAUGUAACACGUGUGCAUCUGUAGAAUGUACUGUGAGUUGAAUAAAAACCACAUCUAGUAGAGAGCAUUA
This is a messenger RNA of Micropterus salmoides (largemouth bass), 10110 nucleotides long. It is a transcript of the gene baz2a, whose product is annotated as bromodomain adjacent to zinc finger domain, 2A. Bases 330 to 8396 code for a protein of 2688 amino acids. The record is from RefSeq and is a predicted model, not a curated record. NCBI's taxonomy places the organism in Eukaryota, Metazoa, Chordata, Actinopteri, Centrarchiformes, Centrarchidae. Gene Ontology annotation, molecular function: protein binding; DNA binding. Gene Ontology annotation, cellular component: rDNA heterochromatin. The transcript has 30 exons.